AUAGCAACAGAUCGUGUUCAUCUCUCUUGUCAACAAAAAUACAAAAGAUUGUUCAUCUCUUCACUCCUUCAAUUCAAUCUCCUUCUCUGCAUCACUCCUCCUCAACAUAUUCUGCCACUGGGUUAUUCAAUGGCUUUGAGAAAGGUGUUUUGGAAUGAUCUUCUUCUAUAUGAAAAAUUGGGUGGGUAUUGUCUUGGGAACUUUGGUAGAUUCUAUGCUACUAAAGUGGAUUUGAGGAAACUAAGACCCAUGAUUGUUAAGAGAAUUGAGAGACGUUCUCAAUUUUACCCUGUUCGUGAUAUGAUUCCUGUUGCAAAUGAAGUCUUACUUGCUAGGAAUGUUCUCAUUCAUGGUGUUUCUACUCUCCUCAAUUCGUUUCCUCUCAUGGCUUGCAAAUUUUGUCCCGAGAUAUAUAUUGGUGAGCAGGGACAUUUAAUAGCAACUUGCCGGGGUUACAAGCAUCGUGCCAAGAACCGGGUUCACGAAUGGGUCAAAGGCGGUUUGAAUGAUAUACUUGUUCCUGUUGAAACAUUUCAUCUUAAUAACAUGUUCCAAAGUGUUAUUAGGCAUGACCAAAGGUUUGACUUUGAUCGGAUCCCUGCUGUUGUUGAGCUAUGCUGGCAAGCAGGGGCUGAUCCCCACGAUGAAAAUCUUAACUCAAGUAGUGGGAACUUGGAGGCUAGUAAUGACAAUGUCGAUGGUACCGAGUCUUUGUCACCAAAUGAUCUUGCCGUAAUUGCAAAGAAAACUUUAGAAGCUUGGGAGACUCUCAGGUCUGGGGUGGAGAGGUUGAUGUUUGUAUAUCCGGUAAAAGUUUGUAAAUAUUGUUCAGAGGUUCAUGUUGGGCCAUCUGGCCAUAAAGCUAGGCUCUGUGGAGUGUUCAAGUAUGAGAGUUGGAAAGGAGCUCAUUUUUGGACGAAAGCUAAUGUGGAUAAUUUAGUGCCGCCAAAGAUCGUGUGGAGACGAAGGCCUCAUGAUCCUCCUGUACUUGUGAAUGAAGGGAGAGACUUCUAUGGGCGUGUUCCAGCUGUACUGGAUUUGUGCACAAAAGCCGGUGUCAUUGUUCCUGCAAAGUAUAAUAUUUUGAUGAAAGUGCAAGGUCUGUCUGGUCCAGUCAAUUAUAAAAUUUGACAGGGGCAUUAGAGGAUCAAACAACAAAUUGAAUCGUAAUCGCUAAUCGGACACACAAUUGUUUGGGGAAGAAAUCUGAGAUGACAUUACUUUCAUCUGCAAUUUCCUGCAUAAUUUGAGGUUGUCUGGGAUAUCUGAAUAUGGAUCUCUGUGACUGUUCUGUUGGUUAAAGAAAUAUACUUUGUUCCAGACCAUAUCUCCUAAAAUAUUUCUGCAGAGCUUAUUAGAAUCUCUACAUUUAUGCAUGGCUGGACUUAAUGGACCCGCUCCAGAUUUGAUGAAGGUAAUUUAUUGUUCUACUUCUCCAGUCAAAGAUUCUGGUUAUUUUUCCUUUUAAAUUAUUUUUGUCCCUUGAGGAAUCUUAAGUCCAAUAAUUGAUGGAAAUAUUAACAUGGGAGAUACUACAUUGUUGUAAAUGUUUGUAAAAAAUUCAUUGCUGCCAAAAAAUGGCAGUUUAUUGCUGAAAUUUCAUUUUCUUGAGAUAUCACACAAAUAGAAAGAUUAGUUUGUUGACUAAAGAGUUUAUUUUCUAUCAAUUAUCAACUGUUUAGUUUUCAUUUUUGAAUCCUUUAAAAUAUUAGCUGCACUCUAGAGGGAAAAGUGCAGAGUUAUAAACGUCGAUUGAAAAAUCAAUGAAUAAAAUUGUGAUAAAAUAAGUGUAAGUUAGGACUCAUAACAGGCCCAGGUGCUUCGCUAUUUGAGUUGGUUUAUUGCAGAAAACCUUCCGCCUUGAUUUGCUACUUAUCUAGGGGAGACUCGAGGCAAUAGCAAAUGAUUUAUAGGAUAGGGAUGAGAUUCUUAAACAGCUUGCAGCAGUGGAUCCAAAAACAAACAAGUCAUUCUGCGAACUAAAAUAGGAGAGAUGUGUCUAGUAGAGGUCACACCAUUAUUCUAUACCUUAACAAAGGUUCUCAAGUUCACUCAAUUUUCCACGUUUCUCUGGAUGCAAUGGAAAUCCAUCCAACCACCUACGUUGUUAUAGAUAUAGGCAUGUAGAACAGUUAUUGGUAGGGUUUGGGGGGCUUUUAAUUCAUUGAUUGAAGGAGCAAACUUGAGGAAAUGCUGAAAGGUUGCAUGUAUUUUGAUUAUGAAGAAGAUAUAGUUGCACCGAGAAGUUCUGUUUCUAUAUUUUCUGAAUCACUUGCAUUAGCACAAAUAUCCUUUAACACAUUAUUUUGUAUUCAAUUGAAUAGAAAACCUUAAGACAUUCCCGCAGAGGAAUAUUUGCAUCUAAUGAAUAAGGACUUUCAUCUGAUUG
Messenger RNA from Trifolium pratense (red clover), 2389 nucleotides. RefSeq names its product APO protein 4, mitochondrial-like. Lineage: Eukaryota; Viridiplantae; Streptophyta; Magnoliopsida; Fabales; Fabaceae. The coding region runs from base 130 to 1131 and encodes 333 amino acids. Gene Ontology annotation, molecular function: RNA binding. The record is from RefSeq and is a predicted model, not a curated record. The transcript has 3 exons.